Messenger RNA from Bradysia coprophila, 1291 nucleotides. Its product is annotated as carboxypeptidase B1-like. Lineage: Eukaryota; Metazoa; Arthropoda; Insecta; Diptera; Sciaridae. The record is from RefSeq and is a predicted model, not a curated record. Gene Ontology annotation, molecular function: metallocarboxypeptidase activity; zinc ion binding. Gene Ontology annotation, biological process: proteolysis.
AAAGUAUACCACCGCUUUUCGGCAUAGUAUACUGUCACAAUCAACUAUAGUCGUUCCGGAUUUGUCGUUUUGUGCACAGUUUAGCGCGGUUUUUCAACUACGAUCGUAAAGGGAACAAUUUUAUUUGCUUUACGUUAAGUACAAUUUGUUUCGGUUAAAUCUUGGUGUGUCGAUUAAUUGUAAUAUUACACGGAAUGACAGCGACAUUUCGAAUAAACGAUUUAUUUUCAAAUUAUCUCCGUCACAAUGAGGUGAAUGAAUACAUGGACUAUUUAGCGGCCAGCUAUCCAAAAUUUGUAACCGUAACGGAAUGUGGUAAAUCUUAUGAGGGCCGACCCGUGAAAUACAUCAAAAUUUCCUACAAUCACAUCAGUGACGAUGAAAUCCCCCCAUGCCAUCGACCCGUUAAAUCUGCUAAAUUCAAAUCGGCUAAUGCGAAAUAUAAAUGUAAACGGAACGGUGGUAACACGAAAAGUGCUCACGCUAAGAUAAAAUUGAAACCGAAAGAGGAAGUGAAGUCAGUAGUUUUGAUCGAUGGUGGUAUACAUGGGAGAGAAUGGGUUUCAGUUGCAACAACUGUUUAUUGCAUCAAUCAAUUGAUCGAAAACUUUAGACGAAAUACACAUUUGUUGAGGAAGUUGGAUUUUCUGAUUGUUCCGAUUGUUAAUGUUGAUGGAUAUGAGUACAGUCAUACGAACUUUCCCUUUUGGCGAAAAACCCGUAAGCCAAUUACGGGCACAAAAUACAUCGGAACCGAUUGUAAUCGCAAUUUUGACCAUCAUUGGAAAUCGGCUUGUUCCCGUCCAUCCAAGCACACGUAUCGCGGUGAAACGGCAUUUUCCGAACCCGAAAGUGAGAUGCUCAAAACGAUCAUGCACUCGAUCAAGACCAAUUGCAAAUUCUAUCUGUCUUUACAUUCGUAUUCAAAGGCGUUUAUGUAUCCGUUCGGCUAUACGAGAAAACCACCCGACAAUUGGCGUGAACUUCACAAGUUGGCAAAAAUCGGUCAGAUAGCAAUAAAAGAGAAAACUGGCAACAUUUACCGAUGCGGAACUGUAGCAUUUAUUAAUCAGCAUGUUGCGGCAGGCGGUAGUCCUGACUACGCGUAUGGAACACUUAAAAUACCAUACGUAAUGGUAAUGGAAUUGGCUGGAGGAUGCUUUCAUCCGCCUGCAACUGAAAUUCUUCGAAUAGUUCGAGAAAGUUGGUUUGGUAUCAGAGCAAUGUGCUGCCACAUAGCCGAUUUGUAAAAUUGGAAAUUAAAUUUUUUUGAUUUGAUUGAAAUCGACAA